Molecule: messenger RNA, 3356 nt
Organism: Triplophysa rosa
Lineage: Eukaryota; Metazoa; Chordata; Actinopteri; Cypriniformes; Nemacheilidae
Gene: tmem167a
Product: transmembrane protein 167A
Exons: 4
Coding region: 62-280 (72 amino acids)
Biological process (GO): protein secretion; intracellular transport
Source: RefSeq, a predicted model, not a curated record
GUACAAUUGACGCAAUUUCCGCAAAUACCGGAAGUGUGAGUUGGCUGGAGACGCUAUCAAGAUGUCUGCCAUAUUUAAUUUCCAGAGUCUGUUGACGGUUAUUUUACUACUCAUCUGCACAUGCGCGUACAUACGAGCUUUAGCUCCCAGUCUGCUGGAUAAGAACAAAACCGGAUUUCUUGGAAUAUUCUGGAAGUGUGCGAGAAUAGGUGAGCGUAAAAGCCCGUAUGUGGCGUGCUGCUGUAUCAUCAUGGCCUUCACCAUUUUAUUUUCGGAAUAGCAGCGAAACCAUCCGAGGAUUUGAAGAAGAUUGAGAUGAUCCAAGAACAACACCAAGAUCCUAGAACAGGGAAGAUGAUGUGUAAUGUGUUGAGACCCUCUGUUGCAUCUCAGUACUGAUGUAUGUGAACAUUUCUCCACCUCCUGGACCUGUUUCUGUAAAUACAAAUAGCUAUUGGUCUCCAUGGUAACGUUCCAGCAGUCUUUGACACUCAUUUUGACUUGAGGAAAGUUUUAUGAGCAUCAGAGGGACAGAAUUUCUUAAGAUGGACAUUGAUGUGUGUGAUAUCAUGCUUGUUAAAUCAUUCGUUUGAAUCUUUGCUCUGUUUUGAAUGGAGAUGUGGAGUUUGCAUUAAAAUAAGGAUUUAUUACAGAAAGAUUUUCUUGCCACUGAAAUACGGAGUUUUUUUAAAGACUGAAUUGACUUGAGGUCUGUAUUCUAUAAAUAUAUUUUGAAUACAGAACAAAAUCAACAAAGUACAGUGUUAUAAAUAUUUCCCAAACGUUUGCAUGUUUUUGUCCUCACGGGUCGUGCUGUAGACGUUUCUGGCUUGAUUAUUUUCUCUGUCAGCGUUUGACAUCAUCAGUGAAUGGUGUAUUACACGUCAGUCAGUCAGUGAUGUGAAUCAAAUAGCACUUUAUCCUUGCCAUAAUGUUUUAUUACAACACACAGCAUAAAGAAAACUCAUUCUGGCCUUUGUAUGUUUUCAUUGACAUUCUUCGAGAGUGCAUACAUAGUCAAGAGCGUUCGUUGGGUGAGCGUCACACAUUUACACUAAAGUUUCUAUGAAAUCCCAAUAAGUGCAUGGAAAAUUGUGUACGUUUCACCGCCCGUCAUGUGGCUGCAAAACAUGUAAACAUCCGGAUCCAGAUCUGUAUUUUAAAGUUCCUUUGAGGUUUUCGAAUCAACCUUGUUUGGUUUGAUUAUAAUCAAGCAUUUCUCCUUUAAAUAAACUGCUCAUACUGUCAGAAACUCAAACCCAAAACACGAAGUGUGACAUUUUAGAAAUGACAGUGUAGCAAAGCUCAAUAAAACGGGAAGGAAGGAGGCGGGAACCGGCGAACAUUCAAACACUUUAAUUAAAAAUAAAUAAACAGCAGUAAAAACAGGCCGGCAGCCCCUCACGGACGACUGCCGGCCACACGAACAAACAAAACUUAGCAUGUCCGGGCCCUGUCCUCUCGUCGGCAGUCCUGCCGCUCGUCCUCUUGUGCUCCCGAGCUCCCCCGUGAGGCAUGCGGGACCGGUGCGCGUACAGCUGAUACUCAUGAUCACUCACGCCACCGGCCCCGCCUUCCUGCCCCACGGCUCUCGUCCCGCCUACCUCGCUACAGACAGAAAUAGCAAAAUUAUAGAAAUAUCAACUGACCCAAAACUUGAUCUGACACGGAUCAGUCACCUUAGCAACCACCCACUCUGUCAUAGGAACUGUUGACUGUUGUGUGUUUUGGUCUUUCUUCAUUUGUUGUGUAAUAAUCAGGAGAUGUAUGUGAUUCGUGUUUAAGGAGGUGAAGCGCCGCCGGUGUCGUCCUCACACAGAGCAGGAAAAGCCUUUAACAGGCACUAAACGUUUAUGAAUUCAGUGAAAUGUCUUGAAGGAAAGUCCUGAGGAGAUGAACUCUGUGGGGUACGAGACCUUCUCUUCAGAGCUAUAGAUCAGCACAGCCAAACGGCGCUCGUAAGUUCAACAGACGUCACCACACGUUUAAAGAGAACGCUGGCUCUGGUUAAACAGCGGGGAAUCAUUCUCACAUCCUGACUAGUAGCAAAAAAUCUUCUCAACUAAUAUGAAUUUAAUGUUUCAGGUUUGCAGAAGGUGAACCGUUUUCAUGAAGUGUAAUGGAUGAAAACAAAAAUAUGGCUUGAAUUGUGAUCACGCGCAGUAUUCUUAUUGGUUCAUUUUUAAGUCAUUUAACAGACAGCAACACGUAAUGUUUUAUUCUGGCACAAUGCUGAAACUGGACUGAACUGUGCACUAAAUGUAGCUUGAGAAUUUCAGUCAAUAUGUUUAUUUGACAUUUUUGUUUAGGAGAUGCAUUUAAAAAUGCUUCUUUUAACUGAAAAUACGACCGUAUACUUUGUUUACUUUUGAUCUACUUUUCAGACAAACAACGGGAUUUAAGCUGUGUAUUUAAAGUAUAUUACUGUGUGUGAAGUUUAUUAUUGUUACCCUUAAAGUAUGCUUGAAAGCAGUUCUACAUAAAGUAAACAUAACUUGAACAUUUGAAUCAUUGCAAAAAGUCACAAUCACACAUUUCUGUCUGAAGCUCAUGAGAGCUGAAUAAAUGUACGGUUCACAAACACAGUUCAGAAGAGCUUGAAAGGGCCAUUCAUGCAUGUCAGUUUAAGACAAAUGAUUAUUCAAUUAUAUUUAGGGUUUUCUAAUGUUACACGCAUGGACUCAGCGGAGGUCCUCACUCAGAUCAGAUGAAGGAGAAAGACUGCAUUCAUUAUUCCUGCCGCUCGUUUGACUGACUGCUCAACUCAUAACAGGACGUAACCUUAUAUUCUCCUCAAGUGGAAUAAAUGAGGCCAAAUGUUUUAUCUGCACAUCGACUGCCACAACACAUCACACGCUUUACACACUCAUGUCAAAUAUUGACUGGCAUGCGUGUUCUCUGUACCACACGCUUCAGAAACCCAUCUAUACAACAGCAGACCACUACACUUCACACACAGCUUCAUGAGAGGACAUGAGAGGAAGUUCAUUUGAUGGACCAGAUCAAGUCAACUUUAUUGUGAGCAUUUCUAUUGGUCGACACCAUAUGGCAUUGUUACUCAUUUGCAUAAAUCUUUGUCAACAGUCCGAAACAUCUCUGCAACAUCUACGAAACAUCUCUCCAACAUCUACGAAACAUCUCUGCAACAUCUACGAAACAUCUCUUCAACAUCUACGAAACAUCUCUGCAACAUCUACGAAACAUCUCUCCAACAUCUACGAAACAUCUCUUCAACAUCUACGAAACAUCUCUGCAACAUCUACGAAACAUCUCUCCAACAUCUACGAAACAUCUCUCCAACAUCUACGAAACAUCUCUCCAACAUCUACGAAACAUCUCUCCAACAUCUACGAAAC